UGAGUGAGGCUGAGAGACUUCAGAGAAGUGUGACUAGCCCAAGGUCACCCAGCAGCUGCAUGUGGAGGAGCGGAGACGCAAACCCGGUUCCCCAGAUUAUGAGUCUACCGCUCUUGACCACUACACCAUGCUGGCUCCCAUAGCCCUGAUUUGCUCGUUCUUUCCAGAAACACUGCAUUUUCCCCAUUGGGACCAUGAUCCAACACAGCUCUAUGCAUGCAUGGCUGGCUGUGGCGAGAGGAUGCUCUAUGCUGCAUGCACCUGGAGGGGUGUGUAGCCUUACCAACUAUUGCGGCGGAAACUUCAAAACUGCCAUUCUAUUUUUAAGUUUUGAAUUUUAAACUGCAGAAUAGACUGCUUCAUUGUGGUGUGGUGGAAACUUCAGAGAAAUCCCCAGCUCUUCAGAAAUAUCCUCGUGUUAUUUACUUUUGAGGCCUAACGGGCGGUUAUGGGUAUCCAGCUGCAAAAAGAGGAGAGGGCGCCUGCACUUUUUAAUAGUUGUGUGGUGGCAGGUGAGUUUCAGCAGGUGUGGGCUACACUUGCUGAAUUGCCCACUUCUGCACAGCAAUUAAAGGGUCAGGAUCUCUGUCCUCUUUUUGAACCUGGCCACCCUCUUAAGAGACCCAUAGACCAGAAUUAAAUAGUCACAUCGUAAAAGAGGCUUACAGCUAGUCACAACCUCUUUCUGAAAGUUCAUUCUGGAGUCAUUCUGAAAGCCAGCGCUUUGCAAGCAGCACACCGACAAGCCCAACAGCAGCUGAAUGUUCCUCACGUGGAAGCUGUUAGUCUGUUUACGCGAGACAGGGAGCAGCUUUGCAGUGCUGUUAAUGGCCACAGAAUGCGAGAGAGACUCUUGCGGAAAAGAACAGGAAAAUACAAUUCUCUUUAGUUUCAGCUCUAGGUUAUAUCUAGAGUGCCCAUGUGCAAAAUAGGGUGGGAUUCCUACACCCAACUCAGCCACGAAGCUUGCUGGAUAAUUGUGGGCCAAUUAUGUACGCCAGCUCCCUCGGCCAAUAACGCGAGAUGAGCGCCGCAACCCCAGAGUCGGUCAUGACUGGACCUAAUGGUCAGGGGUCCCUUUACCUUAUGCUCUCUCAGCCUCACCCGCCUCACAAGGUCACUGUGAAGAUAGAAUGAGGAGGGGGAAGAACGUUGUAUAACCCCCCCCCCCCCCUUGAGCUCCUUGGAGAAAAGAUGGGAUAUAAAUGGAAUAAAUAAGUAAACUAUUAAAGAUGCAACAAGCCAUGCACUUUUUAAAAUAUCUAGCCACAGUUAACUCCAGUCAGAUUUAUGCAUAAAUCUGCAUAUAUAUAUAUAUCUCACCUUAAUAUCAGCAAGAAAAAGGAGAUGGUGUUGGACUUUCGGAGGAAGAGGAGAACUAGCCCCGUUGUACAUCAGGGAGGGCUGUGUGGAGAGAGUCUCUUCCUUUAAAUUCCUAGGAGUUUAUCUCAGUGAAGACCUUACUUGGAAAAUCAAUACAACCCAGGUGGUUAAGAAAGCCCAACAGAGACUCCAUUUCCUUAGAGUAUUGUGAAAGAACGAUGUCAAUCAACAUUUGAUGAUCUCCUUCUACCGGUCCACAAUAGAAAGUGUCCUUUCAUACUGCAUCACAGUGUGGUACGCUGGCUUGACAUCAACGGAUAGGAAGUGCCUACAGAGGGUGGUGAAUACAAGAUAUUAUGGGCUGUCCCGUGAAUCCGCUGGAUGACAUCGCAGAAGACUGUUGCCUCAGGAGAAUGAGGAAUAUUCUUAGGGAUGAUUCACACCCUGGCUGGCAAUUUUUUGAUCUCCUGCCCUCGAGCGGAAGAUAUAGAAGCAUGAUUAGUCCCACCAACAGGGCUAUGCUUCCCACUGGGUGGACUGUGAGACUGUGGCUUCUGUUUAAACUCCUUGCAAUGGUACAUGCAGAGAAGAUGCCGGAUACAGGUUCAUGCCAGCCUCAUCCCUCCUGUCACGAGUGCAUCCGGUCCCAUCCCAGCUGUGCUUGGUGCAAGCAACUGGAUUUUGUGCAAGCAGGUGAGUCAGACAUGGAGCGCUGUGCCCCUCGGGUGGAGCUGGAGCGUCGUGGCUGCCUCCCCAGUGAGAUAAUGGAUCCACACAGUGAGCAGCGUGUGCUGGAGGACAGGCCUCUGAGCAACAGCACCCAGCACCAGAGCUUCACUCAGCUCGCCCCGCAAAGAAUUGCUCUUCAGCUUCGGCCUGGGGAGGAGCAGAGGGUCACAGUGCGCUUCAGACGGGCUGAAGGUUACCCCGUGGACCUGUACUAUCUCAUGGACCUGUCGUACUCCAUGAAGGACGACCUGGAGAACAUCAAGCGGCUGGGGAGCCAUCUGCUCGCUGCCCUGCGUGACGUCACCACUUCGGUGAAGAUUGGGUUUGGCUCCUUUGUCGACAAGACGGUUCUGCCCUAUGUGGACACAGCGCCCUCCAAAUGGCAAAACCCCUGCUCUCCAUCGGACGAGUCCUGUCAGCCGGCAUUCAGCUACCAACACGUGCUGAAGCUCACAGACAACGCCAGCGAGUUCGAGAGCAGGGUCAGCCAGCAGCGCAUCUCUGGGAACAUGGACAUGGCCGAGGGGGGCUUUGAUGCCAUCAUGCAGGCAGUCAUUUGCAAGGAGCAGAUUGGCUGGCGUAAUGUGACGAAGCUCUUGGUCUUCACUUCGGAUGGCACAUUCCACAUGGCAGGAGAUGGGAAGCUGGGAGGGGUCUACAUGCCCAACGAUGGCCGCUGCCACUUGGAUGACAGAGGGCUAUAUACGAAAAGCCACCUAUAUGACUACCCUUCAGUUGCGCACCUGGCCGAGGUGCUGUCUGAAUCGAACAUCCAGGCCAUAUUUGCUGUGACUGGGCCCAGGCUUUCUAUGUAUGAGGAACUGAGCAGGCUCAUUCCCAAGUCCGUGGUUGGGGAACUGAGGGAGGAUUCCAGCAACGUGGUGCAGCUCAUCGCAGACGCCUACAGUAGCCUCUCGUCCACCGUGAAUUUGGUGCACUCUUCAGAUCUUGCUCCUGGCAUCGCCAUUGCUUACGACUCGCACUGUGGCGACUCGGAAACCUCUGGGCGCACGCAGGGGGAAUGCCUUGGCGUACGCGUCAACCAGCAGGUGGAAUUCUCAGUACGGAUAAAGGCCACCACCUGCCUGCCGGGUCCCCAGAAGGUGGUGCUGCGAGUUCUAGGAGUGGGUGAGGAGGUGCACAUAGAAGUGGCGACAUUGUGCGAUUGCCAGUGUGGAGAUACGCAGUCCAAUGCGCCUCACUGUUCUGGCGGCCGUGGCAACCUCACCUGUGGCAUCUGCAGCUGCCAGGAGGGCCAUGCCGGCCGGCUGUGCGAGUGCAAGCCAGAGGAGCUGGUGGACGCAGAGGCCACGUGCCGAGAUGCGAACGACACGGGCCCAGUGUGCAGCGGUAAGGGCCAGUGUGUGUGCGGGAAGUGCCAGUGCAAUGCCCAGGCGAGCGGACCCCUCUGCAAGUGUGACGAUGCUGGCUGCGAAAGGCACAACGGGCAGCUCUGUGGAGGCAACGGGCAAUGCAGAUGUGGCAACUGUGAGUGCCACCAGAACUAUACUGGCAGUGCAUGUCAGUGCAGCCUGGAGACCAGUGGAUGCACACAGGAGGGCGUUGUAUGCAGCGAUCACGGGCAUUGCGUCUGCAACAGAUGCCACUGUGAUGCUGGCUGGUUUGACAGUCACUGCAGCCGCUGUGCUGACUGCCAGACACCCUGUGAAGAGCACAGGAAUUGUGCAGAGUGCAGGGCUUUUGGAACUGGGCUGCUGCAGAAGACUUGCAGCGCAUCCUGCAACCAGACGGUGAAUGUGGUGCUGGCUUCCGCCACCGACGAAAGAUGGUGCCAGACCAAAGCAGAAGAUGGCAGCCUCCUCAUCUACCUCAUUGAGAGGGACAAGGAGGGCUCCAUCAGCCUGACAGUGAAUGGCAAAGAAGGUAACACGACCAAGAAGACAUUCAGGCUGGUACUGAGCUCAGUGCUGGGCUUGGUGUUUUUUGGAGUUUUCCUCAUAAUAGUCUACCGCAUAGUCUUGGAGAUCUAUGACCGGAGGGAGUUCAAGCGUUUCGAAAAGGAGAGGAAGCAUGCCAAGUGGAAUGAGGUGAACAAUCCUCUAUACCGGAGUGCCACUACCACAGUCAUCAAUCCCAAGUACAACAGUGACUGAGGAUUGGUGACUGCUGCUGGAUUUGGACUAUGGAGAAGCUGGGUUCGAAUCCUCACUCAAAAACACAGGGAUGUCUUCAUCUCUUAGCUUGGUCUAUCUACCUCGCAGCAUAAUUCCAAGUAAUAAAAUUUAAACUUUUU
Messenger RNA from Zootoca vivipara (common lizard), 4306 nucleotides. RefSeq names its product integrin subunit beta 7 (gene ITGB7). Gene Ontology annotation, cellular component: integrin complex; cell surface; focal adhesion. NCBI's taxonomy places the organism in Eukaryota, Metazoa, Chordata, Lepidosauria, Squamata, Lacertidae. The record is from RefSeq and is a predicted model, not a curated record. Gene Ontology annotation, molecular function: integrin binding. Gene Ontology annotation, biological process: cell adhesion mediated by integrin; integrin-mediated signaling pathway; cell-matrix adhesion.